Neolamprologus brichardi is the source of this 3679-nucleotide messenger RNA. RefSeq names its product gap junction protein gamma 1 (gene gjc1). The record is from RefSeq and is a predicted model, not a curated record. Gene Ontology annotation, biological process: cell-cell signaling. Lineage: Eukaryota; Metazoa; Chordata; Actinopteri; Cichliformes; Cichlidae. Gene Ontology annotation, molecular function: gap junction channel activity. Gene Ontology annotation, cellular component: connexin complex.
GGUACGCGCACUACCAAAGACACGUACGCGCAACAUCGCUGCUCCCCUCCUGCAAAGAUGGGUUUCCAAGCUUACAGUCAGAGACUCCAGCUGUCACUCAUCGAUAUCCGCGUUCAGCUAAUGUCAGACCGCAUGUGGAAAACGGCGAAGGCUCCGUUCCCGAUAAAUACGAGACAAGGACACCGCUGGAUGGAGGUGGACCUCCAGUGAUCAACAGAUCAGCAACUCCACUGUUCACUCCCCCUGUGAGGACAAGACGAGGGACCCGAAAGACAACGCUGGAGCCAAAUGGCACAUGUGAGCCGCUGACGUAUUUAUUAGCAAAUUCUCGAGCCGGUCAUAGUGAUAUGGACAAACUAGCGCUGAAGAUUUGGUUUUAAAAAGCCGAUACAGCUGUUAUCAGAGCUGGUGUGGGUUCGGUUCUUGUCAAGAUGACCAGACUAUUGUUUAGCAUCGCUGUAAUGGAAUGGGCCCGCAGGAAUUUUGGCACCGGUUUUACGCAACAAACCACAUAGUUGAAUCGACGUAGCUCGACCGAAGACAGAAUAGCGUGGCUGGCAUGGACAAAGACUGCUUACACAUCUCGUAGUGAUGCUCUGAGACUAAAUUGAAACACAAUAGUGAAACAUCCUGCUGGUUCCUCCCGAGAAGUGGAGCUGAUAAUCAACGGCGGGAUUCAAGUUUGGACCUCACCAAGUCCAAAACGACCUUUCCCUCCCAAACAACGGAUCAUCUUAUAUCUUAAAGCAUCCUCACAGACUCGCAUAGCGAGUCUGUGAACAGGUGAGAGAGGGACACUGUCUGCCCCACUGUCCAGCGACACCAUGAGCUGGAGCUUCCUCACGCGGCUGCUGGAGGAGAUCCACAACCACUCCACCUUCGUGGGGAAGCUGUGGCUCACCGUGCUCAUCGUCUUCCGCAUUGUUCUUACUGCCGUCGGGGGAGAGUCCAUCUACUACGACGAACAGAGCAAGUUUGUUUGCAACUCAGGCCAGCCAGGCUGUGAGAAUGUCUGCUAUGAUGCCUUCGCCCCUCUGUCUCACGUCCGCUUUUGGGUCUUCCAGAUUAUCUUGGUGGCAAUGCCUUCUCUCAUGUACAUGGGCUAUGCUGUCAACAGAAUUGCACGAUUAGAUGAAGCCAAAGGAGGAGCUGGAUCUGUUGCUGUUAGGACAGGAGGAGGGGGCUACACGCACAGAAAACCUAGGAAAAUGUGCUUUGGAGCAAGACAGCACCGAGGCAUUGAGGAGACCGAGGAAGACCAGGAGGAUGAUCCAAUGAUCUAUGAGGUGCCGGAGAUCGAGCCCCCAAAAAGGCCACGGGACCCACUGCAGCCUACACCCAGACCCAAAAUCCGACAUGAUGGGCGUAAGCGAAUCCGAGAUGAAGGGCUAAUGCGGGUCUAUGUUUUGCAGCUGGUGACUCGUACGGUGUUGGAGGCUGGUUUCCUUACAGGCCAGUAUUUGCUGUAUGGUUUCCGUGUGAUGCCCAUAUUUGUGUGCUCAGGGAAACCUUGUCCACACAGUGUUGAUUGCUUUGUGUCGAGGCCUACAGAGAAGACCAUUUUCCUGCGCAUCAUGUAUGGUGUCACUGUCCUUUGCCUCACACUCAAUGUUUGGGAAAUGCUCCAUUUGGGCAUUGGUUCCAUUUGUGACAUUCUUCGCCGUCGCCGCUGCCCACCUCAGGAGGAUGAGUACCAGCUGGGCCUGUUGGGUACCAGUGGGGGUGUGGAGGGCUCAGUAGGGGCAGCAGGUCCUGAGGCAGGUUCUGAGGGAGGCGUAGGAGGAGAUGGUGCUGCCGAUUAUGUUGGCUACCCCUUCUCGUGGAACACCCCGUCAGCUCCACCUGGUUACAACAUUGUUGUGAAGCCAGAACAGAUGCCCUACACAGAUCUUAGCAACGCUAAGAUGGCAUGCAAACAGAACAGGGCUAACAUUGCCCAGGAGGAGCAGCAGCAGUUUGGGAGCAAUGAGGACAAUUUCCCCACUGGAGGAGAGGCCCGUGUAGCCCUGAACAAAGACAUGAUCCAGCAAGCUCAUGAGCAACUGGAGGCAGCUAUCCAGGCCUACAGUCAGCAGCACCGGGCAGAGGAGCAGCUUGGGGACAACCAGGAUGACAAGCCCCAAAGUAACAUUAUCCAGGCCCAACCUCAGCCACAACCCCAGCCUCAGAAAGAGCGCAAGCAUAGAUUUAAGCAUGGGAAAGGCGGGAGCAGUGGAGGUGGAAGCAGCAGCAACAGUAGCAGCAGCAAAUCAGGAGAGGGCAAGCCCUCUGUAUGGAUUUAACCCCAGAAACAGUGACCCGUAUUGAAAACAUGUAAAUAUUGGAGACUGGAUGAUGAGCUGUUGCAAUGUUUCUUGGAUAUUUAAAUACCACUAUGCCUUACAGAAUCCUGCAAGCUGGAGAAGAUGCGUGUUUGCGUAUGAUGGUGUGUAAAGAAAAAAAAAGAGAGAAAAAAAAACAUGUGAUAUUGCAGCUGACAAAUUGUUUUGUCUGGGUAAUCACUGUUUAACUUGAAACAUCACACCAACACAAACUAUGUUAGGCUACAGUCUGUCGUUUACAUGUGUCGUUCUUCUCAAGCCCCAAAGCAGAUUAUUGACCUGUUUUCUUCCCGUUCACCCUUUCAGGAGAAUCCCAGGAUCAUAAUGUGUUCUCUUGCAAAAUUAGACUGAUUCCAAAUUGUCGAUGAUCACAAUGUAAAUGCAAUAAAAUGAUGCAUGAUUCCAUGGUGCCGCCCAAAGGAUUGGCUUUAUAGUGCAGUGAGAAGAUCACCUUCCUGAAAGGUUGUGUCCUGUCACUCAUGUUCCAUGUCUGCUUCAUUAAUAGUGUUAUAUUGCUGUGACUUUGCAUUUGACCGUGUGUUUGUAAAUGUUUGUUGUGUAUUUUUUGAUAACAGUAGUACACCAGCUGCUACAGAAACCUAUGAGUACAGCUGGUGGAUUUUUAUCCAGUCUACAUCUGAAAUUAUCUGUGAAAAAAAUAAAUAAUAAGGUGCAGAAGCGAUCCAGAUUUUAUAGUUUAUUCUUAAAUAUCUCAUUUUCUCCUUAUGGCUUUUCAUGGCUCAGUACCAUCGUUCCUCUAUCUGCCUUGUGUUUGGCUGCCCCCUGGUGGUGUCAUCAACGGGGCUUGAUACUGGGGAGAAGAUACCAGUUGCCAAUGCUACCUGCAUCCAGCAACACCUUAACCAGCUGUAAUGUUCCUUUUCUAUUGACAAUACUUGUGUCACUUAUGUCUUCCCAGUGCUACAAGUCCAGUGUUAGAUGCACAAGGCUGCAAUAUUACAACAUUGUAAUGGAAAAGGUUUAAAGCCAUUACUAUAACACAGUGAGACCAAACACUGUUUGUGUGAUGCAAGUUGUCAGUGCCAAGAUUUUAUGCUAGGCUGCCACGAAGCCUGGUUGUUUGUAGCUUUGGAAUACUGUGGCCAUGCUACUCCACUUGUGGAAAUAUGCCUAUGUGAGACCAACCCUUUUGUAAAAGUCAUUUUUCUUUUUGUUUUUCCUUCUUUUUUUGUACAACAGUAUGUCUUGCAUUUUUUCAUAUGGGAUUUAAAAUGAUAAAACUUCAAAAUGGAGUCAAAUGUUAUGUUCCAGACAGUGUUUUAUAUGAAAACACUCUGUUUUUCAAUAAAGUUUUGUUUUGUUUUGUAAAAUAAAUAAACAAAAAACAAGAUCUUUUG